AUGUCCGGCACGACCGCGAAUAAAACUGUAAUAGAUCGCGCAUUUGCGAACGACUCGAAAUUGAGGAAGAGAAUCUUCGAUGCCAUCAGGGAAAUACCUGAUUAUGUUGAUCUCUUCGAGGACAUUGCCCAAUAUCACGUCGAUUCACAAACUCGAAAUGGCGCCUCUGCAUCGGUGGGGGACGACGAACCUGCAUCGAAGAAGCGCAAACUCCUCAACAGCUCUCUGCCCGUUAGUACUGCCCAGAAGAAUCAGCCUCGCGAAGUGAUUUUAGAAGCAAGAGAUAUCUCCUUCUCCAUCCCCCAAAGGAAAAAACUGCAUUUAGGAAUCAUUCAAUACGGCACAGACAUCAACUCUCCAUCGACGAGUUUUGCAAUAUACACCCGAAACCCUGCAACCAAUGAAAUCGAUAUGGAAGUCCCUGUGAACCAAUUCGCAUAUGUUCUACGCCUUCCAGUCCCAGAAAAGGCGGCAAAGCAAUACAAUUUCUGCCUUCUCCCGAAGUCUGACUCGCAGUUCAAUGAACCAAUCAUCUGGACAGUCAAUCACGGGCCCUUGAAAUCCGUCCAAGUCUCCAACCCAGAGCUAGCUAAAAUCGCCUCAGGCCCUGAAGAUAUCCUAGAGAAUGUCCUAGACUUCGUCUUGAAGAAGAACGGAAUCAGUCUGACACUCCCAACUGCCGAGGAAUUCGCGAGCGCAACAACUGAAUCGCAUCGGAAGGGCGACAAGGCAUAUCACGUUAAGGCGUUCCGGGGCAGCAAAGACGGGUUUCUCUUCUUCCUCUACAACGGCAUCUUCUUUGGAUUCAAGAAGCCACUCUCCUUCUUUGCCUUUGAGGAUGUUGAAUCCAUCUCGUACACGUCCGUCCUCCAACGCACGUUCAACCUCAAUAUCGCACAUCGGCCGAGCGGUCUGUCUGACGGCACCACUGCUGACGCAGAUGCAAUGAAUGCUAUCCAAGAAGUGGAGUUUUCCAUGCUCGACCAGGCCGAUUUCCCUGGCAUAGACGCAUAUGUCAAACGGCAUGGCUUGCAGGACGCAAGUCUCGCUGAGUCGAGACGUGCGAAGAAGCUCAACGCUGCCGCGAACGGGAAAGCUUCAGUGCAAUACGCUGGCGGAGAGGAUGAACGAGACGGGGGGGAAGAUACAAGGACCGAGCUGGAGAAGGCACAACAGCAGAUGGAAGACGAAGAGGAUGAGGUAGAGGAAGAUUAUGAUCCCGGGAGCGAAGGAGACAGUGAAGGCAGUGGAGCCAGCGAAGAAGAUGACGACAAGGAAUACGAGCGCGAGAGGAAGAAGAAUAAGAAAGGGAGAAACCUGGUUGCUGAGGAACUGGGCAGCGAGGCUGAGGAUGUCGGUAUUACUGAGGACGAAACCGAGGCCGAAGAAGACAAAGAGGACGAAGGCGAUGGAGCGGAGGAUUACGAUGAGGAAGAGGAAGAGGAAGAAGACGUUGAGCAGGCUCAACAUCCACAUCAGAACACUGCCGUUCCGCAGGGCAUCUAUCAGGGUGGAUGGGGUUAUGAAGAAGGAGCACCUGAUCCAGACGAUCCAGAUCAAUUGUAA
Molecule: messenger RNA, 1566 nt
Organism: Rhinocladiella mackenziei CBS 650.93
Lineage: Eukaryota; Fungi; Ascomycota; Eurotiomycetes; Chaetothyriales; Herpotrichiellaceae
Exons: 2
Coding region: 1-1566 (521 amino acids)
Molecular function (GO): histone binding; nucleosome binding
Source: RefSeq, a predicted model, not a curated record